CCCGCCUCGCGCUCCCAUUGGCUGCCCCAAAAUGUCCCCAAACGUCCCCACCCUGGAGGGGGCCACCCCAAAGCACGUCCCAGUCCCUCCCAGUUCGGCCCAGUUUGUCCCAGUUCGUCCCAGUUCGGCCCAGUUCGUCCCAGUUCGUCCCAGUUCGUCCCAGUCCGCGAUGCUGCCGCUGCUGCUGGCGGCGCUCGGAGCCCCCGGGGCGGCCCCGUUCGUGCUGCAGGUGGCCUCGUUCUGCUCGCUGGCCGCCGACGGCUCCUUGGUGGCCACCAACGGCUCUCAGGAGGUGCUGGUGGCCCUGUCCACGAUGCCACUGGUGUGCGGGGACCUUCGGGGACCCCGCGCCGGCGCCUGCCAGCAGGGGGGACCCCUGGGGGCCCUGGGGGACGGCCUGGUGGUGGCGCUGGGCAGGGACCCCCGGUGGGGACAGCGGCUGCAGCAGCGCCAGCGGCUCUGCCAGGAGCUGCCCAGGAGCGUGUGGCCACCGCCCAGAGCGCCACCGCAGCUGCGCAUCGUCCCCGAGCGCUCGGGCCCCGCGCUGGCCCUGGUGUGCCACGCCUGGGGCUUCUCCCCCGCCGAGAUCACCCUGAGGUGGCUCCGCAACGGAGCCAGCGUUGGGGACACACUUGGGGCCACCACCUCCACGACGUCCCUUUGUGUCCCCUCAGCGCCACCGCAGCUGCGCAUCGUCCCCGAGCGCUCGGGCCCCGCGCUGGCCCUGGUGUGCCACGCCUGGGGCUUCUCCCCCGCCGAGAUCACCCUGAGGUGGCUCCGCAACGGGGCCAGCGUUGGGGACACCCUUGGGGACAGCGUUGGGGACACCGUUGGGGACACUUCAGGACAAAGCCGGGUGCUUCCGGUGGGGGACGGAACGUUCCGGACGCAGGCGACGAUCCAGGUGCCACCGGGGACGUCUGGGGACACUUUCGAGUGCGUGGCGCUGCACCCCACCCUGAAGGAGCCCCUCAGUGUCACAUGGGCCCCAGGAUUGUCCCCAAGGUUGUCCCUCCUGGUGGCCCUGGCGGUGCUGGCGCUGAUCCUGGGGCUCCUCCUCUUCACCUUCGGCCUCUGCCGCUACCUCCGGACAGGUUACACCCCACUCCCUGGUGGCUCCCACAAAGGUUACACCCCCCUCCCCGGUGACACCUACGCAGGGAGCAUCUGAGGAACCUCCCAGGGCGGUGACGGCGGCGGGGACCAAAAACCCGAAAAUCACCCCAAAAAUCACCCCAAAAAUCCCCCCAAAAUCCCCC
Molecule: messenger RNA, 1259 nt
Organism: Passer montanus (Eurasian tree sparrow)
Lineage: Eukaryota; Metazoa; Chordata; Aves; Passeriformes; Passeridae
Product: class II histocompatibility antigen, M beta 1 chain
Exons: 8
Coding region: 32-1171 (379 amino acids)
Biological process (GO): antigen processing and presentation; immune response
Cellular component (GO): MHC class II protein complex; membrane
Source: RefSeq, a predicted model, not a curated record